AUGAACAGAACAAUUGCCCGCUUAAAACCACUCCUCACGGCAAUUCCUUACCGUCAUGUCCGUUUCUAUUCCAAGCAAAAUGUCAUAUUCUUAACCGAGAAGGAGUUGCAAUCCUUUGAUUCGCUCGAUGACUCGGUUAAAGCAAGAUCCUUCGAUAUUCCCGAUGACUUUGACGACGUUCCCUCCGAACCUGUUGUGCGCUUUUCGCCUGAAGCUGAAUUUGGACGUAAGCGAAUCGGAUGCGUGGAGCUGCCGCAGCCGCUCGUAAAGGGCAUAACCGAUCUUAUUAAUGAUCACGAUAAGCGGCUUGUUCGUACCGAUGCUUUGCGAAUUUACGAAGCACUGCGUUCGACUGCACGUUUACCCAAAGAAGAAGACAAACCUUUGAACCGAUGGGAGAAAAAGAAAGAUAAAGCCCGGAAAAAGGUCUCUCCUGUCACGGAACCUCACACAUUAUCAUACGGUCCCCGUGAAUCGGUUGCCUAUGCAGCUGGAGCCAUGGCAUCAACUUAUGGUGCGAUAUACAAUGUUUUGGCGGAAGUGGCCAAACGCAUUCCCGAGUUUAACCCAAAGACAAUGCUUGAUUUUGGCACGGGGCCUGGCACGGCCAUUUGGGCGGCUCGUGAACUGUUCAAUGUUGAGAAGUUCGAAGGUGUGGAUCUUUCGGAAGAUAUGUUACGGGUGGCUGAACGUUUGGAAGGCAAGUUGUCCAUGCACGGAGAGAAUCGAUAUACACCAAUCGAUUUUAAACGAUAUCUGGCAAUCCAUCCAUCCGCUCCUAAAACUGACCUGGUGAUAAGCGCAUUUACGAUCGGCGACAUACCCUCUGCGGCGCUCCAAAAAUCCACGGUUGCACAAUUAUGGGAUCAAACGGGUGAUUUGCUGGUUCUUGUUGAGCGGGGUACUCCUAUCGGUUCUGCGAAUAUUGCGAGAGCGCGACAGUGGAUUCUGGAUUCGGAACGUGAACAGGGAGGUGCUGUUCAUACCGUUGCUCCAUAUCCGCAUGAUCUCCCCUGUCCCAUGUUAUAUUCCCCUGAUGCUAAACCUGAGCAAAUGUGGCAGCAUUUCUCUCAAAGAGUGCAACGACCGCCUUUCCUGAUGAGAACGAAGCAUUCAAAAUUAAAUACGGAGGAUGCCACUUACUCUUACUGCAUUAUGCGCCGAGGACCUCGACCUCAGCCUACGGAGGAAUCAUCAUUAGAAAUGCAAGCGUACAACUGGCCACGAUUGAUCCAACCACCACUUAAACGCAAGGGUCACGUUGUGAUGGAUAUUUCUGCUGCCAAUGGCGAAAUCCAGCGCAUGGUCAUUCCAAAGUCGCAAGGCAAAGUACCCUACCGCGAUGCACGCAAAGCAAUGUGGGGUGAUCUUUUCCCUCAUCUUUCCAAAAACAAAAUAGUGACGCGCAUGUCCAAAGGUGUGCCGGAGAGCGAGUCCGAUUAA
Radiomyces spectabilis is the source of this 1443-nucleotide messenger RNA. RefSeq names its product mitochondrial small ribosomal subunit Rsm22-domain-containing protein. The record is from RefSeq and is a predicted model, not a curated record. Gene Ontology annotation, cellular component: mitochondrial small ribosomal subunit. Lineage: Eukaryota; Fungi; Mucoromycota; Mucoromycetes; Mucorales; Radiomycetaceae. The transcript is spliced from 10 exons. Gene Ontology annotation, biological process: translation. Bases 1 to 1443 code for a protein of 480 amino acids. Gene Ontology annotation, molecular function: methyltransferase activity; structural constituent of ribosome.